ACCGUUCUACGUCUUCCUUUUUCUACCGCUCUCCGAGUCACGUGCAUUCCGCGCUCUCUCCUUUUCUCUCUCUCUCUCACACACACUCACUCUCUCUCUCUCUCUCUCUCUCUCUCUCUCUCUCUCUCUCUCUCUCAUUUUCUCUGUCCGUCUGUCCAACAACAACGAUGGAGCCUGCGAGUGGACAAAAGGUCGGUGAGAUUUUCACCGCGGCUGGAGCUGCCUUCAACAAGCUCGGCGAGUUGACGAUGCAACUACAUCCAACGACGGACUCACCGGCAGGUAAAUGGACUGACGAGGAAAUUGAGAUGCUCCGUCACUCGGUAAAGACCUUCAGCGAAGACUUGAACAAAAUAAGCGAACACAUCAAGGGACGAACGGUCUCACAGAUUCGAACAACGUUGAAGAAGAAGGCUUUCGAGGAAGCGGGUGUGCCGAUAAGACAACAAAGUCAACAGUCUACGGUGGUGCAACAGCAGGGAUCUAAACAGCAGCAAAGCGCUGGUAAUCAAGGUCUGAUCGGAAAGUCCGCGGAAGUUACAUUGAACAUGUUAAAUGCACCCGAAUCGGAGGUGGACGUCGAAGGACUACCCGAGGAUUGUCAAGUAAAGCUCGAAUUCGAAGGUGCCACGGAAGAGGUAGCUUCCUAAUUUCAACGACGUAUUUUUCUUGUUUGGUUUUAACCUAUAAUACUUAAGAUAUUAAUCGUCUACACUCGAUUAAUAUCAAGCGAGGAGCCCGAAGCAAAUACGAAAAAUAAGAUCUUUUAUAAAUAAAUUUUAUCGAAAAAACA
This is a messenger RNA of Vespa velutina, 793 nucleotides long. Its product is annotated as chromatin complexes subunit BAP18. Lineage: Eukaryota; Metazoa; Arthropoda; Insecta; Hymenoptera; Vespidae. The coding region runs from base 168 to 650 and encodes 160 amino acids. Gene Ontology annotation, cellular component: MLL1 complex; NURF complex. The transcript is spliced from 4 exons. The record is from RefSeq and is a predicted model, not a curated record.